AUGGGUAGGUCAGAAACAGUGGAGACCCAAGACUCAGUGCUAGAGCUCGACACGGGGCUCUUUGACGGGAACGAUUUCGGAGAAACCUACAUCAGAAAAGCGCUAGUGCUUAACCAUGCUCUUGACAAAAUCGGUUUUGGCCGCUACCAAGUGGGCCUUUUUAUAGUGGCUGGUUUUGGUUGGUUCCAGGAUAAUGCCUGGCCGUCGGUCACAGCGUAUAUUUUACCCCGGUUGAUUGAGGUGGAUGGUGUCCACUAUCCAGAGGGAAGAUCACCAUAUUUGCUUUUGUCGCAGAGCUUUGGUCUUUUGGCGGGAGCCGUAUUCUGGUCCUUUUCUGCCGAUAUCAUUGGCAGACGGUGGGCGUUCAACAUCACUUUCUUGAUCAUUGGUAUUUUUGGAAUCUGUUCUGGAGCUAGUCCCAAUUUCGCUGCUGCUGGCUGUUUUUGUGCUUUGUGGAGCUUUGGCGUCGGUGGGAACUUGCCUGUGGACUCUGCUAUUAUGCUUGAAGCACUACCUACAAACAAAAAAUGGCUCUUGACCGUGAUGUCUGUGUGGUGGGCAAUUGGACAGGUUGUGUGUGCACUUAUACUGUGGGGGUUGAUUUCCAACUACAGCUGCAGCGACUCGAGCAACUGCUCGGCCAAGGACAACAGAGGAUGGCGGUACUUUGUUUACACUCUUGGAGGGCUCACGUUGGUGAUGUUUUUGGCAAGGUUCUUGACGCCAGUUUACGAAAGUCCCACGUUCCAUAUGGGCAGGGGAAACGAUGCCAAAGCAGUCGAGAUUAUUCACAAAAUUGCCCACAUCAACAGAACGGUGCUGGCAUUGACAGUGGAGGACUUGCAAAUCGUGGACGACGAUGUCCAGCUAGAAAGAGAAGUAGGGGCACAAAACAAGGGCAAUCAGCUCUUGAGAAACAGAAUCAAAAAGUACAAUCUCUCGAGAAUCCGCCAGUGCUUUGGAUCUCGCCGGCUUGCUCUUUCUUCCAGCCUUGUCAUUCUUUCGUGGGGCCUUAUUGGCCUUGCUUUUCCUUUGUACACUGCCUUUCUUCCGACGUACUUGGAGCAAAGAGGCCUGGCAAAUAAGCAGCUCAGUGUUGGCGAAACAUACAGAAACACCUUGAUCGUGGCGGUUGUGGGUAUUCCAGGAGCCAUCAUAGCAGGCAUUAUGGUUGAACUACGUACGGGGAGAAAAGGUGUUUUGUUCCUUUCUCUAAUCUUGACUGGGGUGGUUCUUUUUGGUUCCACCACUGCAAAGACGCCAGACUCGUAUUUGGCAUGGAAUUGUUUCUUCUCUUUCUUCUCCAACAUCAUGUACGGGACUUUAUACGCUUACACGCCCGAGAUCUUCCCAACAAAGAUCCGAGGAACUGCUGUUGGGCUUGCUGCGUCUGCAAAUCGAGUGUUUAGCGUCUUUUCUCCCAUCAUAGCGAUUUUCGCCGACUUGACGACUCCAGCGCCAAUCUACACGUCCGGGGCGUUGUUUUUGGUUUCUGCGUUUCUCGUGUUGCUCUAUCCUUAUGAGCCCCAUGGAAAACACAGUUUGUAA
Messenger RNA from Candidozyma auris, 1548 nucleotides. Its product is annotated as MFS transporter. Gene Ontology annotation, molecular function: transmembrane transporter activity. The transcript has a single exon. Gene Ontology annotation, cellular component: membrane. Bases 1 to 1548 code for a protein of 515 amino acids. Gene Ontology annotation, biological process: transmembrane transport. Lineage: Eukaryota; Fungi; Ascomycota; Pichiomycetes; Serinales; Metschnikowiaceae. The record is from RefSeq and is a predicted model, not a curated record.